Molecule: messenger RNA, 483 nt
Organism: Lactuca saligna
Lineage: Eukaryota; Viridiplantae; Streptophyta; Magnoliopsida; Asterales; Asteraceae
Source: the annotation of a GenBank genome assembly
AUGUCGUCACUGCCAUAUGAUUAUCAUUGCAAGAAGCCGCUACUGCCCGACAUCUCGUGCCACCGCCACCCCAACGGCUAUUCCCUUCUGUUUCUGGCCUCCAUUCGAUGCACGUCACCAGGCGGGGGCUUGUUCAAGCUAGAGUGUGAAGCUGUUGCUGAUUAUGUAGCUUCUCACAACAAUGGAACAAUUUCAGAAGGACCAUUGUUUGGUGGAGAAGUUUCCACUACUUUCCCACUUAGGUUGGAGGAGGUGUUUGUGGACCUUGCACAUGAUAAAAGUAUGAUAUUUGAGCUUUUAGAAUUGAAUCAUGAUGUUGAAGACAAUGGAAGUGGUACUUCAUUUUUACAAGACCUUGCUAGAGAACAAGGCCUUUUUGAGGGUAAUAUUGUGACUAAGCAGUCAACAGUGUUUGAGGCUCCUGAACUCCAAUUCAGAAACUUGUCAGCUGUCAUAACAACUGCUACCGCCAAAAUGGUAUAA